GACCCCGGAAAUGGCGGCACUGCCCUAAGCUGUCACAUCGAAGACCGGCAACCGGCGCCGGGAGCGUGAGCCGUAGCGGGAGGCAAUCUCGGCCUCUACAGGGGGAGGAGGGGACCCCAGCAAAAUGCCUGCAUUGCCCUUGGAUGAACUACAGAUCACAGAGAAGGACCCUAAGACAGGCAAACUGAGGACAGUGCCAGCUCUGCACCCAGACCAGAAGGCCGACCGCUGCUUUGUGCUGUACAAACCCCCGCCUGCAGACAGCGCCACUGCACGGGUAGAGGAGUACCUGGAACGGGCUGCAUUUAUCGCCGACGACCUCGACUGGCUGCUGGGCCUGCCCCACAAGAAGUUCUGGUGCCAGGUGAUCUUUGAUGAGACCCUGCAGAAGUGCCUGGACUCCUACCUGCGCUAUGCCCCCCGCAAGUUUGAUGAGCUGGCCACGCCCCCCUCAGCCGUCAGCGAGAUGCAGCAGCGCCUCCAUCGCAGCGUCUUCCUCACCUUCCUCCGUAUGUCCACACACAAAGAAUCCAAAGAUCACUUCAUUUCCCCGCGUGCUUUUGGGGAGAUCCUCUAUAAUAACUUCAUCUUUGACAUCCCAAAGAUGCUGGACCUGUGUGUGCUCUUCGGGAAGGGCAACGGGCCCCUGCUCCAGAAGAUGAUCGAAAACAUCUUUGUUCAGCAGUCUAGUUACUACAAUGAUCUGGAUGAAACUGUUCCCACUAUCCUUCAGGUUUUCAGCAAUAUCCUCCAGCAGUGUGGCCUGCAGAGCGAAGGGACCUCCACCGCGCCACAGAGACUGGCAGAGAAAGUCAGGAUGACCCCCAGCGCCAUGCCUCUCCAGGAAUUGAGAGACGUGGUCCUUUACUUGUGUGAUACCGCCACCACCCUCUGGGCCUUUCUGGAUGUCUUCCCGUUGGCUUGCCAGACCUUCCAAAAGCACGACUUCUGUUCCAGACUGGCUUCCUUCUAUGAGGCGUCAAUUCCCGAGCUGGACUCCGCCAUCAAGAAGAGGAGGCAGGAGGAUAGCAAGCUGCUCGCUGACCUGUGGCAGAGGCUUUCCCAUUCCCGAAAGAAGUUGGUGGAAGUUUUUCAUAUCCUCAUUAACCAGAUCUGCCUCCUGCCCAUCUUGGAAAGCAGCUGCGACAACAUCCAGGCCUUUAUUGAGGACUUUCUUCAGCUCUUCAGCUCGGUGCUGCAGGAGAAGAGGUUUCUCCGAGAUUACGACGAGCUCUUCCCUGUGGCAGAUGACGUGAGUUUGCUGCAGCAGGCGUCCUCAGCCUUGGAUGAGACCCGGACCGCCUACAUCCUCCAGGCCGUGGAGAGCGCUUGGGAAGGUGUGGACCGGAGGAGGGCUUCCCCCGUCAAGGAGUCGCCACCAUCCAAGGCUCCCGAGCGGCCUCUGGCCCCACAGCUGGGGCCUGCGCGACUGAAGGAGGAGGAGGAGGAGGAGGAGUGCGCCGGGGCAGCAGCCGCCGCGCCCACCCCCCGCAUCUCCGGGGUCCAGCUCGACUCCCUGAUCUCCCAGGUGAAGGACCUGCUGCCGGGUCUGGGGGAGGGCUUCAUCUUGGCCUGCCUGGAGCGCUAUGGCUACAGCGCCGAGCAGGUGAUCAACAAUAUCUUGGAGGAGAGGCUGGCCCCGGCCCUGAGCUCCCUGGAUCGCACCCUGAACAGGCAGAUGCAGCCAGGCCCGACCCCGCUGGUCACUUCUCGCCAUAACGUUUUCCAGAAUGAUGAGUUUGACGUGUUCAGCAGAGACACUGUGGACUUGUCGCGUGUGCAGAAAGGCAGGAGGAAGGGGGAGAACACGCGGACCCUGCUGAAUGACAAGCGCGUGAUCCAGGAGCAGCGGGAGCGCUACAGCCAGUACAGCGUGGUGGUGGAUGAGGUCAUCGUCCAGGCCGGGGCCGCAGAGGGCCAGCUCGUCAGGGACGACUACGAGGACGAGUACGAUGAUACAUAUGACGGCAACCAAGUGGGCGCCAACGACGCAGACUCGGAUGACGAGCUCAUCACGAGGAGGCCGUUCACCACCCCCCAGGUGCUGAGAACCAAAGUGCCUCAUGAGGGGCCGGACGAUGACGAUGAGGAAGAGGAAGAGGCUGAAGAAGAAGGCCCUAAGCCAGACCAUUUUGUCCAGGACCCAGCUGUGCUGAGGGAGCGAGCAGAAGCCCAGCGGAUGGCCUACCUGGCCCGAAGAGGGUACAGGCACGAUGGCUCCUCGGCAGUCACCGGCAGCCCGCGGGGCCACGGGCAGAGCCGGGAGACCACCCAGGAGCGCCGGAGAAAGGAAGCCAACAAGGGGGCGAGGGCCAAUCACAACCGGCGGCUCAUGGCGGACAGGAAGAGGACCAAGGGCAUGAUCCCAUCCUGAGUGCACUCCUCCCCCUCCCCCCCUCGGAGGGGCAGCCAAGCGAGGCCGCUGCCAGACUGUGCCCCCUCCCGUCUAGCCAAAGCAUUGGACCCAAGGCCAUGUGUGAUUCUGACUGUGCCUCCAGGCCUCCCGCCGAGGCCGGAGAGCUCCUUGUCUUCCCCUCUGCGAGCCUGGGCUGGCAGCCGACACCAGGAUCCUUCCCUCUGACCACCGAGUGCCUUAUCCACCAGUGAGCCGACUCCAGGGCUGCCGAACUCGAGCACAUGUCGCCUGGACCCCCGACAGGCCUUCCUCCUCAGGCAGGGCGUGGCAGGAAUUCUGUACAUAAGACCCACAAAUAAACUGUCUGAAGCCAUUGGGCGUUGUCCAUCAAGGGCCAGCGGCCCCCUUCCAUCCCGCGCUCCAGCUCCCGGGCUGCGCGGCAGAAGCACUCCCCCCCAUCCCUCUGGUCUUUCCCAUCUGUCAUAGUUGAAGCUCACAGUCAUCCCGGGAUCUUAUUGCCAUUUUACAGAGGGGGAGACUGAGGUCCACAGAGGGAAGGGACUUGGCCAUUGAGUUAGUCUCGCGGCUGGAGAACCCCGGCCUCUCGGUUCUCAGACCAGGAUUCUUGUCAUUCCACACCCCUCAGAAAUAAGAUGGGAGGGAGUCAGAGAGUGUAGAAGCUCCCGGGGGGAGCAGCAGACAGGUUUGCUGGGCUGCCACUCCCCUAGCCAGCUUGUUCACACUGGCUGCCGGCAGGGCCUAGGGCACAAAUCACAGCUGAUUCCUGUCUUCCCCUGCCCUGGCCUCAGCCGGUAGUAAAUAAUACAAUCAGUGCUUGUAGCCAAGGGCCCCCGAGAGGCCAAGGGUUUUCUGGGAGCUGAUUUCAGCUCCAGCCACUGAGUGAACUCCAUUAGUGCUGCCGUGCCAGGAACCCCCCUGCCCGGGCUGGCCUGGCGCUGACAAAUCACCCCCUAGACAAGACGAUUUCUUUUCCCACAUUGGGGAUGAGCAUAUUAACUGGAGGGGUAGACAGGGUGUGACAAAUGAGCCUUGUUAGGUCAACCCACACAAGUGAAAAUCGAUAGCGAUUUCUCUCUGCACCACUUAGGAUGCAGGAGAGGGUGCCCCCACCCUUAUCCUGGUCCCAGGCCCUCUGUGGAUGACCUCGGAGUGUCCGUCCUCGUAGACCGCCCGGCUCUUUGUCCAGGCAGGGCCACCAUUUCUCUCCGGCAUCUUCCCAGCUGAGGCUCCUUGCAAAGGAGUCAGAUGAUCGGGGGUUCUCAGUGGUUCUCAGGGUGGGAGAGUGAGGGCUGGUGAGUUGAUGGAUCUAUCUGCAAUGUCAUGGCUUCCAUUCCCCUCCUUCACUUCUCGGCAGAAACAUCCCAAUCUCCACCCUUCCCCACCUGCCUUCGUUCAACAAACAAGCUCGUCUUUUUGUACCACUGUGCUAGGCACCAUGGGGGGACCCGUCACGGGAUCUUCCUAACCCGUGGCUCGUGCCCUCGAGUUUACCGUUGAGCUGGGUAGGGCUGGCACGCCACACACAUCGUGUGACGCUGUAGGGGUUGGGGUGGGGCCCGGGGAUCUGGCUUCAUGGAGCUCACGUUCUAGCUGGGCUCUCACACACACUCAAGGGUGCAUCGUUACACACAUACACACGAGACCACUAACCCCACAAGGGAUGUCCCGCGGCCACGGCGGCUGGGGGCCAGGCGAUCGACUAUAGAUAGUGAGGUUAGAGGCAAAGGGGGCGAGAGGUCGUCGCGGCGGUCAGUCUCAGCGGAGGAGGAGGAAAGAACUGAGCUGGCCUCUCCUCCAUCCCUCUUUCGAGGGGGGCGUCUUGCUAUCCUGCCCUUGGCAUUCCCCCCAGCUUACUAGCAACUGCCUCCUAAACACUUGUGCCUUUGCUCACAACUGUUCCUGAUGCUGGAAAUGUCUUCCUUCUCCUUUUGCCUGUUGACUUUGGACCCGCUCUUCAAAGCCCAAUUCCAACAGCACCUCUUCAGGAAGACUGUUCUGAUUUCACCCUCAACCCCCUCACGGAGCACUUUGUUUUUAUAACUCUCUAAUGCACUUCUGGAAUACUCUGUACUCUAGCUAACUCUGGUGGUUUCUUAUCCUUCUGAUAGACUGUAAGCUCCCUGAGGGCAGGGACUAUGUCUCUAUGUCUUACCUAACUUUGUAGUUCCCCAGAGCACUCAACAAGGCCCACCCUGCACGAGGUUAAGGGCUUAAUAAACAUUUGAUGAAUGAACA
Vombatus ursinus (common wombat) is the source of this 4612-nucleotide messenger RNA. RefSeq names its product activating signal cointegrator 1 complex subunit 2 (gene ASCC2). Bases 125 to 2374 code for a protein of 749 amino acids. NCBI's taxonomy places the organism in Eukaryota, Metazoa, Chordata, Mammalia, Diprotodontia, Vombatidae. The transcript is spliced from 19 exons. Gene Ontology annotation, molecular function: ubiquitin binding. The record is from RefSeq and is a predicted model, not a curated record. Gene Ontology annotation, biological process: regulation of DNA-templated transcription.